GUGGAAACCCGUGCUCUGAGGAAACCUUUUUUCGAAAAUUACAAAACCAUUUUGAUAUUUGCACACAUUUUAGGCGAGGUGUGUAACAAUGAGUAAAAGAUACAAACAUCCUGCUUUUAAAACGAAACCAGUUCAGGAGUUGCUGUGUAAAUUUUGUGAAAAUUGCGUCUGCCGCAGGGGAAUGAAAGCAAUUUUGUUGGCAGACACUAAUGUUGAACUAUUUUCAACGGAUUUUCCUCCUAAAUAUCAUGUUGAUGUUGUUGGGCCAACUUAUAUAACAUCGAACUGCAAUUGCAGAAUCAGAGAUGUAGCCUGCACACAAUGUGGUAAUAUUGUAGGCUAUCAUGUAAUUUUACCAUGUACUCCAUGUAUGCAGUCUUGUAACAAUGGUCAUUUCUGGAUGUUUCAUAGCACUGCCACAUAUGCACUUGACAGAGUGGAUAAUACAGGAUGUAAUAUACUAUUGUGGGGUAAGCUGCCAGAAACACAAGAAGAAGAUGACAUGAUGGAAUCAUCAGACCCAUGGUUUGAGGAAUGUUACAGAUAGUGAAUGUCACAGACAGUAACAUACUGAGCAUACUUUAGGCUGUAACUGGAAACCUGCACAUCCCAGUUGUAUCCUCAGGACAUUUAUAAUCAUAAAAUUUGAACCUUAACCUUUGUAGUGAUUAUAUAGACUUCUAGUCUUGGAAACUUUCUACAGCUAUCAGCUAUGAAAACAGUUUUCCACAUUCCAGCAUACAAUUUUGUUUCAUUUUAUAAAUUUAUGAUCAUAGUGAAAUAUGUAACGCAGGCAUCCCAAGAUAUAUUGUCUUCAGUUCUUUUUCACAGUAAACAGUCGAGUUAAGUGGCUGUAAACUUAGCUCUGUUUUUUUUUACUUUCACUUUAAGAAACAUUUUCCACAUUCUUGCAUAAUGUGGUUUUUCUACAAGGACAUGUUCAGUUGCAUGUCCUAAAUAUUGUACUCGACUGAAAUAAAUAAUUAUCACUACCUGUGCAAUGAUUGGUUGACUCCAGGCUUAGACACCCGUAAUACUCUAUUUGCUGUAUUAGAAGUGCAUAAAAAAUGCCCAUUGUGAUCCCAAAUUUAUUUAGUUAUGUUCCAUUAAAUAUAGAGCAAAUACAGUAUACACUAUCUAAUUGAUUCUGAGCUAUAUAGAGACAAGAGAAGAGUAUAUGAUCUAAUUUAUUGUUUGUAUUUGUUUCUUAAAUUAUUGAAAAUAUAUACAGUAGUUGCUCUAUUAGAAGCACAUUUCUUAUAGCAGUGCAAAUAAAAAUAGCAUGCAUUUUAAGUGGAUCAUUAAAAUAGGAUUUAUUUUGACCUAGACCAUUUUAUCAUUUAGAAAAUAAACUCUGGAUCCAGACCCCAUAUAGUAUGUGCUUUGCAAUUCUCAGGGCAAUUCACUUGGCUUAUGAACAUACAUAAUAUUAGUCUUCGUACAGUGUAAAAGAGGCGUGGUUUUUGAGAAAAGUAGAAAACUGCUAUUGUAGGCAUAAAAAAUUCACAGUACAUACAACACAUUUUAAGAUGCUUCUAUUCUUGUUGCGGGAGUAUUUUCUAAUGAAUCUUUAUUCUUAUUGACAUCUUUUUUG
Molecule: messenger RNA, 1594 nt
Organism: Saccoglossus kowalevskii
Lineage: Eukaryota; Metazoa; Hemichordata; Enteropneusta; Harrimaniidae
Product: protein FAM72A-like
Cellular component (GO): cytosol
Source: RefSeq, a predicted model, not a curated record